CGCGCGAGCGGCCCGCGGGAAACACAGCCGUGCGCGCCCCGGAGCCGGGUCCGGGUGGGCUGCGGUCCGCGCGCCGCCGCGCCGUCCUGUUGGAGGAGGGAGGGGCUGGCGCAGCCAUGUUCGUGGCGCGCAGCAUCGCGGCGGACCACAAAGAUCUCAUCCACGAUGUGUCUUUCGAUUUCCACGGACGGCGGAUGGCCACCUGCUCCAGUGACCAGAGCGUCAAGGUCUGGGAUAAAAGUGAAAGUGGGGAUUGGCAUUGCACUGCUAGCUGGAAGACACAUAGUGGAUCUGUGUGGCGUGUGACAUGGGCCCAUCCGGAAUUUGGACAGGUUUUGGCUUCCUGUUCUUUUGACCGAACAGCUGCUGUCUGGGAAGAAAUAGUAGGAGAAUCAAAUGAUAAACUGCGUGGACAGAGCCAUUGGGUCAAGAGGACAACGCUAGUGGACAGCAGAACAUCUGUUACCGACGUGAAAUUUGCUCCUAAGCAUAUGGGUCUUAUGUUAGCAACCUGUUCAGCGGAUGGUAUAGUCAGAAUCUAUGAGGCACCGGACGUCAUGAAUCUCAGCCAGUGGUCUCUGCAACAUGAGAUCUCAUGCAAGCUAAGCUGUAGUUGUAUUUCUUGGAACCCUUCAAGCUCUCGUGCUCAUUCCCCCAUGAUCGCUGUAGGAAGUGAUGACAGCAGCCCAAACGCAAUGGCCAAGGUUCAGAUUUUCGAAUAUAAUGAAAACACCAGGAAAUAUGCAAAAGCUGAAACCCUCCUGACAGUCACAGAUCCUGUCCACGAUAUCGCCUUUGCUCCAAACUUGGGACGGUCUUUCCACAUUCUCGCCAUAGCAACCAAAGACGUGAGAAUUUUUACAUUAAAGCCUGUGAGGAAAGAACUUACUUCCUCUGGUGGGCCAACAAAAUUUGAAAUCCAUAUAGUGGCUCAGUUUGAUAAUCAUAAUUCUCAGGUCUGGCGAGUGAGUUGGAAUAUAACAGGGACAGUGCUGGCAUCUUCAGGAGAUGAUGGCUGUGUCAGGUUGUGGAAAGCUAAUUAUAUGGACAACUGGAAGUGUACUGGUAUUCUGAAAGGUAAUGGGAGCCCUGUCAAUGGGAGCUCUCAGCAGGGAAACUCAAAUCCUUCCCUAGGUUCAAAUAUCCCAAAUCUUCAGAAUUCAUUAAAUGGAUCUUCUGCUGGCAGAAAGCACAGCUGAGUACCAGCUAACUGGAGUAACUUUGCUGUUUUGCUGCUUGUUGCAUGCACACAGGAAUGGGAAGCAAGCUCCUUUUCCCCUUCCCCAGCGCCGUUUGACCUCUCCCAAGAUACACCAACAGCCUGCUUACUACUAAACGCAGUCCAAAAGGCCUUUAAAAAUACAGUGUAUAUCAUUUUUUUUUUGUGCUAGCCAGUUUAUUGACAUUAUUUGAAACUUUUGAAAUAUAAAUGGAGAGGCUUUUUGUUGAGACAUUGUCACCAAAACAAUUUUUUGAAAUGUUUCUGAAACGAACAUGGGUUUUAAAAUUAAAGGAUUGUUACCAUCCUCAUUGCUAGUUGGGAGGAGGGAAAAUAUCACUUUGUUCCAUCUGGAGACUAUAUAUAGACUUAUGUCUUUUAUUUUCUAAAACAGUAAGCUAAAAUGAAUUUUUAUAAUUUUAAUUUGAAGAUUGAAUAUUUUUCAUAAAGAUUGUUUUGAGUGCUAAUUUGUUUACCUUUUGUAGAAUUGGUUUAUACAUGAUAUUAUUCAGUACAACUCUGUUAUUUCUUUGUAAUGUUUAAAAAGUAUUAGUGAAGGAGUGAGAGAAGUAGUAGUGAAAGUAACUUGACUGUACAGUUUGUAGCCAAACAACAUUUGGUAUUGCUUCAUUUAUAAUUUAGAAGUAAAAUGAAAACAUCUUUGUAAGUUUUCAGUUCAUAUUCACUAAAGAGAUAAAUGUUUCUAAUAUGUGCUUGUAUAUUUUUAUGGUGUGAUUUCACGGCUUAAGGUUUCCUUCAAGUCAAAAUUUAGAAACAUACUAUAAGAAGCAGAUAAAACUCUGCUAAAAUUGUGCAUGCAUGUUAACCUCCACAUUCCAUGUCCCAGGAUUUUCUUAAUUUUGUUGGCUGCUUCAUUUAGUUCAUAUCCUCUGAUGACAAAGCUAUAAACCUUUUUUUGAGAAAAUGCUAAAGUAUUACGGGUAAGUUUUAAAAUGGCAGAAGAAUAACAAUAGGACAUAUUUUUGAGCCCUUUUACUUAUCAAAAUUUUGUACUAAUCUUUUUGCAGAAAAACAUCUAAGUACAUUCAAAGAUUGUGUUUCUUCAAAAGUAUGUUGCAAUAGCUGGCCAUACUAUGUGAAAGUCUAUCUGAAUUGGUCCUGAGUAUCAUGUAUGCACUAAAAAAUGUGCUGCUGCUACAAGUGAAGUGUUGCUUAAAGAAAAAGCUUAUUUGAUUUGUAAAUUACAGGAGAGCAUCAAUAUGUUUCUCAGACUAGAAAAUGUUUUAAAUUAUAAAAUUAAUGUCUUUUUUGUAACAUUCAUACUGAUAAUUUUUUUUAACAUUUUAAGUUUAACAGAUUGUAUUUUUUUCAAGUUUCUAUACUUGCUUAAGUGAGCCUGAUUUGAGUAAGGGUCUUGAUUUUGCUAUUAUGUUCCGUUAGUUUUGGCAUG
Molecule: messenger RNA, 2630 nt
Organism: Eubalaena glacialis (North Atlantic right whale)
Lineage: Eukaryota; Metazoa; Chordata; Mammalia; Artiodactyla; Balaenidae
Gene: SEH1L
Product: SEH1 like nucleoporin
Exons: 9
Coding region: 117-1199 (360 amino acids)
Biological process (GO): cellular response to amino acid starvation; positive regulation of TORC1 signaling
Cellular component (GO): Seh1-associated complex; nuclear pore outer ring
Molecular function (GO): protein binding; structural molecule activity
Source: RefSeq, a predicted model, not a curated record